Messenger RNA from Akanthomyces muscarius, 1263 nucleotides. RefSeq lists its product as uncharacterized. The transcript has 2 exons. Lineage: Eukaryota; Fungi; Ascomycota; Sordariomycetes; Hypocreales; Cordycipitaceae. Gene Ontology annotation, biological process: positive regulation of DNA-templated transcription. Gene Ontology annotation, cellular component: Set1C/COMPASS complex. The record is from RefSeq and is a predicted model, not a curated record. The coding region runs from base 1 to 1263 and encodes 420 amino acids.
AUGGAUAACUUGUAUUCGGACGAGUUGCGCUUUGAGCCAGACGUCGCCAUCAAGAACGAGUUGGCCACGGCCUCACCGCGCGCCGCCUCCUCUACACCCAUUCCAUCUACAGAGACGGCGGACGCGACACCCUCUUCUGCGCGCGCGUCGCCGCCCAAGAAAAAGGGCACGGCCGCCAGUGUCAAAAAGGCUCCCAAGCGGCCCAAGUCGACGCUGUCCGGCAGGCCCAAAAAGCAGAAGUCUGGCGGCGGCGCCGACGACGGUUCCGCCGCCGAUGACGACUCGGACAACGGGCCCUACUGCCUGUGCCGCGGGCCCGACGACCACCGCUGGAUGAUUUGCUGCGAGGGAUGCGAUGAUUGGUUCCAUGGCGAGUGUAUCAACCUGAGCAAGGAGGUCGGGGAGAAUCUCAUCGAAAAGUUCAUCUGUCCGCGCUGCACCACCAAGCAGUUCCGGUCCAUCUACAAGAAGAGCUGCAGCAUGGGCGCCUGCAAAAAGGCCGCGCGCCUCGGCCAGUCGCCGCCGAGCUACUUUUGCUCCAAUGAGCACGCGCAGGCCUGGUGGGAGCGCCUGGUCGGCAGGCUGCCCAAGACGGGCAGGGGAGGCAGCAGCUUGACGGACCAGCUCUCCCAAGACGAGUUCAUGGCGCUGCUGUCUAGCGGACUGGCGACUGUGGACGAGCAUGGAAACUGGACCAUGACCGCGUCGCCCUUUGCCGCCGCCGCCGCCGAGAAGGGGAUAACCAAUGACGAAAGCAAAGACUCCAUCCUCAGCGAAGAGGAGAGGGGCUACGUCGAGCAGGCCGCCACCACGCGGCGGCAGCUCGAGGCCGAGACGCUGCUCUGCCACAAGAUGCUCAAGCUGAUCGAGCUGGCCCAGGAGCGCCGGCGCGCCGCCAUCGCCGCGGGCCGCCUCGGCGACGACAUGUGCGGCUACGACCAGCGCCUCGACACCAUCUCGGCGCGCGACGCCUUUGCCGCCUACGCGCGGUCCCCCGAGGGCCAGGCGGCCCUCUCCGCGCACCGCCUCGACGACCCGCUCGGCGACGGCGACGCCGUCCGCGGCAUGUGCGAGCGCAAGCGCUGCAAGACGCACAGCGGCUGGCAAAAGGCCCUCGCGCUCGGCAUCCGCCACCAGAUCCGCGAGAUGGCCGCCCAGUCCGAGGUCGAGGAGGCCGAGGAGCGCAUCGUCCGCGAGGCGGCGGCGGAGCGCUGGCGCAGGAAGCAGUCGGAGAAGAACUGGGUUGAGGUGAUUGACGAAUGA